AUUUCAACCACUCAGAGCCAUUACAGAGUUCAACCAUCCUCGGUAUAACCGUUUCGUCGUAGGCGUGACCUCCAAGAGUCCCCCAACGUCGGCGAAGUUGUGCAUAGUUCUAGGAGGACCUUCCAUAUUCAGCAGUUCGAUUUGUGUAAACACCGAAACCCAUGCACGGGCAUGGAAAACUUCAUCUACGGGUGCAUUGCUGGUCAUGUUUUGUGUGACCGAUAUAGAAGUCCGUUUCUCAGCCAAGGUUCCAUCUGCCUCGGCCACUUUGAGAGUUGAACAGCAUAAAGGAAGAGCUGUUUCCCUCCAGAAAGAAGCAGCAGGUUGCUAAGGUCAAUCGCCAAUUCCUCCACCAGCUCAAGCGUCAAAGCAGUUUCUCAGUUCUGCUGAAAUUCACCGGUCCAGUCCUAUCCAACGAAUCUCUUGACUCCGUCCUCUACCGUCAAAAUGGUCAAGUCUCUCUUCGUGACCUCUGCUUUGCUCAGCCUGGUGGCAGCCAACCCCAUUGAGAUUCGUCAGACCGGUGUGAAUUCAAAUGAGUUCUCGCAAGGAGGAUGCAGGCCCAUCCUCUUCGCCUGGGCUCGUGGUUCUACGGAGGCUGGCAACAUGGGCACGGUUGUCGGGCCCCCAACGUCUAAUGGGUUGAAGCGAAUCUUUGGCAACUCCAAUGUCGCGACGGAAGGUGUUGCAUAUGCAGCUCUGCUUUCUACCAACGCUCUUCCAGGUGGGACCGAUUCUGCUAGCAAGAACCUCUUCAAGAACACCCUCAACUCCAUGGCAUCCAAGUGCCCAGACAGCGUCAUCGUCACUGGUGGUUACAGCCAGGGUGCUGCCGUCAACCACCGCGCCAUCGAAGAGCUCUCGCAAUCUGUGAAGGACCGCAUCGUCGGCACUGUCCUCUAUGGUGACACGCAAAAGCAGCAGGACAAUAACCAGAUCCCGAACUUCCCCAAGGAUAAGGUGCUCAUUAUUUGCAAUCCUGGAGACCUUGUUUGCACCGGCAGCCUUGUCGUUCUUGCUCCUCACCUGGCCUAUGGCGCCCGCGCCGAUGAGGGUGUCAACUUCCUGGCCCAGAAGAUCCGAGCUGCGCAGGCCAAUGUCAAGGCGAGGAAUAUCCAGCGUGCCGUCGAGGAGAGUGUUGCUGAUCUUGUCGAGGGUGUUGAGGUCGCCGCCUAG
Westerdykella ornata is the source of this 1176-nucleotide messenger RNA. Its product is annotated as cutinase precursor. Bases 448 to 1176 code for a protein of 242 amino acids. The record is from RefSeq and is a predicted model, not a curated record. The transcript is spliced from 3 exons. Gene Ontology annotation, biological process: carbohydrate catabolic process. Gene Ontology annotation, molecular function: cutinase activity. Lineage: Eukaryota; Fungi; Ascomycota; Dothideomycetes; Pleosporales; Sporormiaceae. Gene Ontology annotation, cellular component: extracellular region.